This is a messenger RNA of Exophiala xenobiotica, 1422 nucleotides long. RefSeq lists its product as uncharacterized. The transcript is spliced from 2 exons. The coding region runs from base 102 to 1157 and encodes 351 amino acids. The record is from RefSeq and is a predicted model, not a curated record. Gene Ontology annotation, cellular component: endosome. Gene Ontology annotation, biological process: regulation of endocytosis. Lineage: Eukaryota; Fungi; Ascomycota; Eurotiomycetes; Chaetothyriales; Herpotrichiellaceae. Gene Ontology annotation, molecular function: GTP binding; GTPase activity.
CACUUAUCGCGAAACACCCCCAACUCUUACUGCAUGGAUGAACGACAACAUUCCCCGACGGCAGCCCGACAUUAACGCCUUGUCAACCCCCUGCCGCCAUCAUGGCUCGCCAACGGCGACAGUCGGUCUCAUCAGACAUGAGUUCACUGCCCGAUCAGAACCAGGAACUAAGCAGCAUGUACGACUACCUGGCCAAAGUCGUCCUCCUCGGGCCCUCGGGCACCGGCAAAUCCUGCCUGCUACACCGUUUCGUCAAGAACGAAUGGCGCGUCCUAUCCUCUCAGACCAUCGGUGUCGAAUUCGCCAGCAAGAUCGUGAAAUGCGGCACCGCCCCUCACAGGCGCCGCAUCAAACUCCAGCUCUGGGACACCGCGGGUACCGAACGUUUCCGGAGCGUGAGCCGCUCGUACUACCGCGGCGCCGCCGGCGCCAUCCUAGUCUACGACGUCGCCAGCCUGUCCAGCUUCAACGCCCUACCGACGUUCCUAAGCGAUGCGCGCGCGCUGGCGAGCCCGCAAUUGACGGUCAUCCUGGCCGGGAACAAAUCAGAUCUUACGGACACGGACACGUCGAAAACACAACCACAACCCAUGAACGGCAGCGCAAAUGCAGGUCAAGAUCAGCAACAACCCACACCCUCGGGGUCCAGCGCCUCAAGUCGACAGUCCUACUUCCCCUACGACUCCGGAGGCACGCCCGGCAGCACGCCUGCUGGAACCACACGCUCGCGCGCCGACUCCCUCCUCCACACGUCCAACAAAUGGACCGCCACGACCACCACAGAAGGAAGAGAAGUCCCCUCGGACCUGGCCGCGCGCUGGGCGUCGCAGGUCCGCAUCCCCGUGACCAUGGAGGUCAGCGCCCUGACGGGCGAGAACGUCGACGAGCUCUUCACACGCCUGGCCCGCAUGAUUCUGACAAAGAUCGAGCUCGGCGAGAUCGACCCCGACGACCCGGCCAGCGGCAUCCAGUACGGCGACGGCGGGAAUUGGGAUGCUGGGUCGACCAUACGGUCCGGCGCGACGGCUGAUGAGGGCGGGACUCUUCGGAGGAGGCGGAAACGAGGCACGGGUAGGAAUGGGAUAUUGGGCGGCCUGAGUGAGUGGGAGGAUGUGUUCCGGCGGCCGCCCUCGAGAGCGGGAGGGAGGUGUUGUUGACACGAUGACCACAAGGGCAUGAUCAAGAGCGUAAUGACUGCAUGACCAGCACUUGAGCCUUUACUUAGACUUUGGUUUUUGGGACUGGGAACGGCGAGCAGGCGGGAGUCAGGCGGACACCAGAUGGCAGUCUCUUGUACAGACACUUCCCCGGAGGCCCCAACUUACUAUGCAUCGAGUGUGCUGGUUCACAUGGUGCAGAUAAUGUUUAAUAACUUGAUUUGUCGAGAUAGGAUUGUGGAGAUGGGUAUACUUUGUUUUUCAG